Messenger RNA from Grosmannia clavigera kw1407, 1662 nucleotides. Its product is annotated as flotillin domain containing protein. NCBI's taxonomy places the organism in Eukaryota, Fungi, Ascomycota, Sordariomycetes, Ophiostomatales, Ophiostomataceae. The transcript has 3 exons. Gene Ontology annotation, biological process: protein localization to plasma membrane. The record is from RefSeq and is a predicted model, not a curated record. Bases 1 to 1662 code for a protein of 553 amino acids. Gene Ontology annotation, cellular component: plasma membrane.
AUGUCUUACAAAAUUGCUGCACCGGACGAGUACCUUGCCAUUACUGGCAUGGGAAUCGACAACAUCAAAAUCACAAAGGCAGCAUGGCUUUUUCCCUUUCAGAGAUGCAUGCGCUUUAGUAUCCGGCCCAGGGACUAUGCCAUGGAUCUCCAGGCCAUGACCAAGGAAAAGCUCCAGUUCCUCCUCCCUGUUGUUUUCACCAUCGGCCCUGAUGUUUCGCACCGGACUGAUCACGGCCAGAAGGUGGUGCAGCCGGAAGGCGUCGCCGCGUCCGUCCACGGCGGCGAAGAUGGUCCGCUCCACCCUCCUUCAAAGGAGGACACUCUGACCAAAUACGCGAUGCUUCUCGCGGAGAACUCAGCCACAAAAGUCAAGCCUGAAAGCACAUUUUUGGAAAACAUCGUCAAGGGCAUCAUCGAGGGUGAGACCCGCGUGCUCGUUUCGAGCAUGACGAUGGAGGAGAUCUUUACGGAACGCGAGAUCUUCAAGCGGCACAUCUUUCGCAACAUCCAAGGCGAGCUUUCGCAGCUGGGUCUGACAAUACUCAAUGCCAACGUGAAGGAGCUGAAGGAUGCCCCAAACUCAGUGUACUUUGCAUCCCUGUCGCGCAAGGCCCACGAGGGUGCGGUGAACUCGGCCAGGAUCGACGUGGCCGAGGCCCAGCUGCGUGGCAACGUCGGCGAAGCCAAGCGCAAGGGUGAGCAGGAGCGCGAGCUGGCCAAGAUCCACGCCGACACGGCAGUGCAAAAGGUUGACCGCGACCUCGAGCGGGCGCAGGCCGAGGCGACACUGGCAACACGCAAGGCCGGACUGGACCGCGACGUCGACAUUGCACGCAUCGAAGCUUCGCGCGCGACCGAGUCCAAGGACGAGGCGCUGAAGCGCGAUGUCGAAAUCAAGCGAGCGGCUGCCGAGCUGGAACGUCUUCGCGCCACUGACGUCGUCAAGGCGAGCAUCCGCCGCGAGUCCGAACAGCAGGCCGCCGAUGCCAAGGCCUAUGAGAUUGCGGCCAACGCGCGGGCCAAUCUGGAAAAGGGCCAGCGCGAGGCCGAGGCGUCAGCCUACCGGAUGAAGGCCGGCGCCGACGCCAAGGCCUACGAGACGUCGACUACCGCGAAGGCCGACCUAGAAAAGGCCCAGCGCCACGCCGAGGCCGGCGCGUUCCAGAUCCAGGCCGAGGCCGACGCUUACGCCUACGCGGUCGCCAAGAAGGCUGAGGCUCAUCAGAAGGCCAAGCUGCUCGAGGCCGAUGGGCUGGCCGCCAUGGCUGAGGCCUACCAGCAUAUGGCCGUUGCCUUUGGCGGCCCGGCUGGCCUGCUGCGCUACAUGAUGCUCGAGAAGGGCACGUACGUGGAUCUGGCCAAGGCCAAUGCCGAUGGCAUCCGCGGCCUGCAGCCCAAGAUCAGCGUUUGGAACACCGGCGCCCAGGCCGGAAUCGAGGGCGGCGGUGCUGGAGCUGGUGGUGUCGGCGACGGGUCGGCCUCGGGUGCCGGCGGCGCCAGCAUCGACACUUUGCGCAACGUCUACCAGAUGCUGCCGCCGCUCAUGACGACGAUCCACGACCAGACUGGCAUGACCUUGCCCGAGUGGCAAUUCGGCCGGCUGGCCGGGGAGAUGAGCGAAUCCAAACGGUCCAAGACGAUCACAGUCAACAAGGAAUAA